This is a messenger RNA of Schistosoma guineensis, 1057 nucleotides long. The record is from the annotation of a GenBank genome assembly. Lineage: Eukaryota; Metazoa; Platyhelminthes; Trematoda; Strigeidida; Schistosomatidae.
CACAUUUACAAAUAUGAAGACUGGUAAGCCUGAAUACUCAAGAGGGUGGCAAUAUACAGCAACCAAUCUUUUGGGCGAUAAAAGAGAGAGCAUGUGCAAGAAUGUUUUACUUCAGCGAUCAAUUCUAGGACGCAGUAAUACACAUUGCCUAAAAGUCCAUCCCCCACCAUUCACUUACGGAAUAAAAAAUGUAAAAACCAGUGGUGUCUCUGAUACCCUUCACUGGAUUGAUGAUACCACAAUUCGUCAGAAGUCUAAUGACCAUAUAUAUCUAACUCGGGACUUCGUGGCACUAAACUGUGAUAGUGUAAAGCAGGGAGUGACAACAAGCAAGGAAAUGACUCACUUUAGGGCGUUACACGAUAGAUUGAGACCGAAACAAGCGAAACGCAGAUCAAGAACGGAGUCACCAAAACUACAUUUGGAUGUCACUCAUGGUAUGCCUAACAAAGCCUCUACGCCAAUUCAAGAAAUCCUUUCAAACAAAUAUCAAAAAGACUGGAUUGAUGCACAGAUGAGGAAAUCAGACAAAAUAGAAGCAAAAUUAGUUGGACUAACGAGCAUGUCCAGAAGAGUUAACCAUCCUGACACAGAUGCGAUGGUUAAAAGAAAUUGCAUGAGGAAAAACAAAGAAGAGAGCUUCUGGAAGUUGAAGAGGUUUGAACAAAAUGCUGUCGGGCGGAUAAACACAUUCAGAAACGAAGAAUGUCGAAGACUUGCAUUUGAAAAAGAUAAAAGCAGUAAGAUAUCACGAAUCGGAUUACAUGGUCAUGGAAUCCAACGUACAGGAGAAUGUGCAUAAAAACCUUUUGUCUUUAUGCUGCAGAACUACGAAAAACACGUUUAUUAGGAAACAGCCCAAAGUAAACUAGAAAUCUGCAGCAAAGUUGUUUACCUUGAAAACAACAACUUCAUUAUUUAAUUAUCAGUUUUCAAAGCAUUUUGGUGGUACGAUAAGAAUAAAAGGGCCGCAUUCUGUGUAAAUAAGGGUCGAGAUAGUGCAUCUCACCAAAAUAUUGUCUAUGUUGUAGUGAAACUAAACUAAAUGCAAAUGAAC